Molecule: messenger RNA, 1131 nt
Organism: Durusdinium trenchii
Lineage: Eukaryota; Dinophyceae; Suessiales; Symbiodiniaceae
Source: the annotation of a GenBank genome assembly
AGAAUUUUAGCUCCUCUGGGUGGAGCCGAUGUAGAUUGAGUCGUGGAAACACUGCUCAGUGCUCUAGUCUAAUUCAGCAGCUUGGUCUUUCGAUCGGUCCGUGCAUUUUGGAGACCUUUCAGGACUGUCAGACCAUCUCGCUUGUCUUGGGUUUGGAUACCUCUAAAACCGUUUGCAGUGAAAAGCAACCUCAGGCCAUGGCCAACAUACCUUUCCAAGACCAGACGUCGCCCUUGAUCACGGCACCUCCACGUUUUGUAUUGCUGGCUGAUCCAAAUGUCGUUGGCAACAUUCUCAUCGGAUGCACCGACAACUUUGAGCAGAUCAGUGGUUGGAGCAGGCAGGAGGUCCUCGGGAUGCCGUGUGACUUCCUACUGGAGGGCUGCGGGAACUUGGUGUCCCAAAUUCAAGCGCUGAAGUCCUCCAUGCUCCAAGCCGAUGAGUUUAUUGGAGUUCUGAUGGCCAGAAGAAAAUCCGGGCUGCUGUUUUCCAAUUUGACGCACAUGUUCAGUAUCAUCGUGGGUGGUCGGCGCUACCUCCUCUUGAUCCAGGCUGACGUUUCAGACAUUGCGAUUGACCUGUCGCAACCGAUGCAGGUCUUAGCUGUCCGGCAGAUUGCUGUUUCAAUUCUUCGCUCUGACAUAGAUGCAUGGGUGCUACAGCAGUAUGCAAGCUUUUAUCAAAGCCCAACGCCGCAACCUCAACUUCCCCAAAUGCAGCAAGCAUAUGCCCAGGAGAUUAGAGGUGAUGGGAUCGCGUCAAAGAUGGAACUGGAUCGGUCUCUUCUAACCCCUCAACAGCCUUGUCUCAAGGAACUUGCUCCUGAUCCGGCGGAAAUUCCGCAAAUUCCGCUGGUUGCAUCGCCUGGGAGGAAUUCCUUGCGAUGGGCUGAUUGGCAAGAACAGGUUCCGAUGCCGGAAUUCUACGACACACCCACCAGCCUCGGUCAGCAAGACACGGAUUUGAUCAUCCCAGAAUAUCCCGAAGCUCUGCCAGUGGGACGUCAGCUUGAAGCAUCCACCGAGCCAUGCCCCAGCUUGGGAAGUGUCAAUCAUCCACAUGGCUGCACAGAGUGCCAAUUCCAUUUCUUUAGCAGGGCAGGGUGCCGCAUGGGUGCCGAUUGCAGGUUUU